AUGCAGAUCACCAACAUUCUCCUCCACGCCUUGGCGCUGGCCCCUGUUUUCGCUCACCCAGAGCGACUUACAGCCGAGAAGGCCAAGGCCGAGGCGCAUGUGGUCGGCCGAAGCACCAACAAGUGCGCCGCUGCUAUUGAAAAGCGCAAGGCAGAGAUCUUUGCGAACCGCGCCAGCCGUCUGCGUGCUCGUCGGGCCGAGGCCGGAUAUGCUGAUGCUCGGGACCUCAUGCAACGCGAUUCUCUGCACUACACCACCAUCCAGAACGACACUUGCGUCCUGGCUCCUGACACUGUCUGGGGUCCCUAUGGCGUUGACGGCGAGAUGGUCCGUCAUGACCUCCGUGAGUCGCAAGGAGGCUUGGACUUCUACCUUGAUAUCGGUGUGAUCGACAUCGAGACCUGCGAGCCGCUCAAGGGAACCGCUCUCACUAUUUGGAACUGCAACGCCACGGGAUCCUACUCAUCAUUCACUGGCAUCGACCCUGACACCGCGGAACUCUUCGAUGACUGGACGAAGAGAGAUGAUGGGACAACCGACGAUGAAACCUUCCUGCGCGGAAUCCAAGUCACUGAUGACAAUGGUAUCGUCGAAUACCUGACCAAGUUCCCGGGUUACUACGUCACGCGCACCACGCACAUUCACGUCACUGCUCAGACGAACAUCACCAACGGCACCUCAUACUCCGCCAGCAAGGUCCAGCACAUCGGACAAUUGUUCUUUGAGGAGGAUCUGCUGAGCCAGGUUUACGCUCUGGAGCCGUACAGCGCACACUUGACGACGCUGAACCGCACCACCAACGCCGAGGAUUCGCUCUUCUCCGACGCCAGCUCUGAUGGCUACAGUGCCGUCAUCAGCGUCACUCAGUUGACCGACAACAUCGAGGAUGGUCUCGUUGGCUACAUCACUCUCGGAGUGAACUCUUCGGCGGAGGGUCUUGCCAUCACUGGCGGCGGCGUCAACCCCCAAGGAUACUUGCCCACUGUCAGCGUGGAUGCAAGCAAGUAUGCUCAGGCGACCGCGGUCGACAGGGCCGACGGAUACCAGUCAUAA
Molecule: messenger RNA, 1053 nt
Organism: Colletotrichum karsti
Lineage: Eukaryota; Fungi; Ascomycota; Sordariomycetes; Glomerellales; Glomerellaceae
Product: extracellular dioxygenase
Exons: 3
Coding region: 1-1053 (350 amino acids)
Molecular function (GO): oxidoreductase activity, acting on single donors with incorporation of molecular oxygen, incorporation of two atoms of oxygen; iron ion binding
Source: RefSeq, a predicted model, not a curated record